This is a messenger RNA of Daphnia pulicaria, 1660 nucleotides long. RefSeq lists its product as uncharacterized. Gene Ontology annotation, biological process: neurotrophin TRK receptor signaling pathway; negative regulation of TOR signaling; negative regulation of protein kinase activity. The record is from RefSeq and is a predicted model, not a curated record. Gene Ontology annotation, cellular component: cytoplasm. The transcript has 9 exons. NCBI's taxonomy places the organism in Eukaryota, Metazoa, Arthropoda, Branchiopoda, Diplostraca, Daphniidae. Bases 308 to 1414 code for a protein of 368 amino acids.
GUAUCGGGUGACUUUUUGGCCACACACACAAUGUAAGUCUCAUUAUCAGUUUUGGGAUAAUUUAAUGUCAUUAAAUGAAACCUAUAUUGUGACCUAUUAAAUGUUCAGUACUCAAAGCUUUUAGUCGGAAACAUUUUUUCCGAAUAAUUUUGGUCCUGUGAAUUGUUUUCGGGGCUGUAAGAGGUGGACAUAUUGGUAGAGAAACGAUGUUUUUUUUAACCAAUUUUUAACAGACUGCUGAUAUCCAUGUGCUGAAGAGAGAUUGCAGAAGAGAAGAGUUUUGUUGUUGAGAUUGUAAGAUCGUAAGAUGGUGAGAGCUGUGUGUGGAUGCCUGAAUGUUAAAAUUCACAUUAGGGGUGAACUUGUCAAUUCCCCUUUAUUUCAUACAGAUGACCUUGAAUUUGAGGAGUCACAAGAUGAAUUUUUUCAGCAGGCUCCCAGAGAGGUGAUAGUUGAUACUGCUGGAGUUGGGAUUGAACAUGCUUUUUUGGUAGAGUCACGCCAUGUUGGAAACUGGAAUAUAUUUCACUGUAUUUGCUGCAAAAUGGAUACCCAUGCAGUACCUGAUUCCACUCGCCUACCAUUCUUGCUAAACCCCAUCCUUGUGGUUGAUCCUAAUCAAAUCUUGAAACUGCAACAAACUGAAAGAUUUUCUUCAGUUUACAAUGUUGUUCUACCCUGGCUUGGAAACUCUGGACCAACUUCUCCAAGAAACUUCCCAGACAAAGGAUCCCAAGCAGAUCAAAUUGCUGCCACCAUUCAACAAAUGAUGUCUAGUUAUUUGAAAAAGGAGGAAGAAACGGUAGAGGCAAAUAUCCUGAGAUAUACUGAGCAACAGCAAGCAAGUCUAUUGGCCUUAGAGACCCGAGUCAGACAGGAUCGGAAUACACUUUUAUUGUUACUUGCUCAAAAAGAAACACCUAUAGGGAAGAAAAUGCAGUCAUUGAGCCUCAACAGGAGCGAAGUCACUCCUCCCACUACACCCACUAGAAUUGGGUCGUUUAAUUUCACUUCUCCAACCAAAGAAAUUCCUGCUCCGCCUUUUAAACGCGGCUUUUCGACUAAUCCUGAUGACGAUAUCUUCGAAUUUGACCCAGAUUAUUUGGACAAUCGAAAUCCUUUUGAUGACACUUCCGAUCCUGAUAGUGAAGAUUCAUGUUAUGCUGAAGGAAUGAAUAUACCCGGUCGUCAGCCUUUGAGGUCAGACGAUGAUAGUGCCUUGGCCAAAUCCCUUCCUAUGCGAGUACCUGCUAUGUCAAAUUAUCGUUCCCAGGACAUAGAUAUUGAAGAAGAUAAAACUCCCGUCAAUCCGGAAGAAAUGGCAGCCUCCAUUAAAGCUAUAGCGCGAAGCGUGCAUGGAGGCUCAGAUUCUUUUUGGGACUUGCCUCGUCCGAGGUUAAACACUUUACACUGACGAAUGAAGCAAAAUUUGCCAAUUAAGCUUUGCAUCCAAGUACAGACUGUGUUUUCAAUGGAUCUGUACUGACGUCGAUCUUUUCUCUUGCAGCUGCUUAUAUCUGUUCGUUUCUUGUCUCUUGCAACCAGGUCAGAAAUUUUUUAAAGUUUGUCUCGAUUCAUUAGAGGAAAAAAAUGUUUUGAGUUCAUGCAAUGUAAGAAAAUGGUUAAUUUCAUGUUGAAGAAAUACACUCAUUUUGUGUGA